AUCAACCCAGCCAUGAAACAGCACGGCGUGCGCCGUGUUUUGACCAUGAGCACCACGUCGUACGUCGACACCAAAGGCGGCGACGCCGACUCGGCGCUGCGCUGGGCCAUGCGCACCGGCGUGUGGCUGACGUUCGGCGCCGCGUACCGCGCCAUGCUCGGCAUCGCGGGCGUGUUUCGUGACGAGGGGGAACGGGAGGGGAGCAAUAUCGAGUGGACAGUCUACCGCGUGCCGAUCCUGCUUGGUGUUGAUGCAAGCUGGGCUGUCGAUCGCGAACAGGGUCAUGUGCAUGCGGGACCGACGGGCCCGGAGUGGACGUAUUCGAUCAGGCGCGGCCAGCUCGCGCGCUGGCUGCUGGAUCAGGCGGAGGAUACGACGGGUAGGUUUGUGAGGGCGUUUCCGGCUGUUUCGACGGCGAGAGCGAAGUGA
Messenger RNA from Lasiosphaeria miniovina, 429 nucleotides. RefSeq lists its product as uncharacterized. NCBI's taxonomy places the organism in Eukaryota, Fungi, Ascomycota, Sordariomycetes, Sordariales, Lasiosphaeriaceae. The annotation marks the transcript as partial. The record is from RefSeq and is a predicted model, not a curated record. The transcript has a single exon.